GUCUUUUGCCGUCUUUGCGCCUCUUCUCAUUUGCGGCUUUUCACCUUCUUCGUAACAUUUUAUGUUUGCCACAACAUCUUUUUGAACCGGCGAACGAGUGAAAAAACAGUUUGCGUUUUAUACAACCAACUUUGCAUUCGCAAAUUAUAAAUGUCUGUUGCUACGAAUUUAUGAUUAUUCUUUAAGUAUGCGACGAAGCAAGGCUCCCUCCAUGAAAGGACUGGCAAAGCCGGAUUUGGCCACUUCUCGCCAAUCGCACAGCUUGGCGCAGAAAAUACCAAUGGAUAAGGCGGAUUCAGUCGUUGCCAAUCUGUUGCACAGCGAUGAAGAUCAUGUGGACAUUUUGAAACGCUUGGCGGUGGAAAAGCACCCGGCUAGUAUGUCGUCAAAAACCGUUACAACGGGUAACGAUUUUCUCGCUAAGAUACGAUACAAAGUUGUCUGGGGAAAGAUCAGUACCAAGAAGCAUAAAACUUGGGAAGGCGACGGAACCCUUGAGAUUCUAGGACGAACAGCUACUUUGAAAGACGAGGAUGGAAAAACGAUUGCCAGCUCAACGGGAUUGAAGCUAGACUCGAUUGAGGAAGGAAGCCGUCUAAUUGUAGGAAGUAAAGAAGUUGAAUUGAUUGAAAAAGCUUCAGACAUCACUGGAAGUGAAACAGAGAAGCAGAGUUCGGAACAGAUUGGUCCACAGCUUAAGAAAGCUAGGGUUGAGGUUUUCAAGCCUCCCGCGGUAUACGAAGAAACAAAGAAAGCUUCGUCAGGAAGUUCGUUUAAGCAGGUCGGCACAGUUGAAGAAAUUCCACCUGACUUUGUUCCACUCGUCAUGUCGCAACCAAGUUUUGAACAUCAAUGGAAAUACAACCAGAAAAAGGCACCACUGUCCAAAGUCACGGUUCCAUAUGCUUUAUCCAAGCACUUGAGACCACACCAAAGAGAAGGGGUGAGUUUUCUUUACGAAUGCGUUUUGGGUUUCCGUUACACAGAUGCAGAUCGAUUUGGAGCUAUAUUGGCGGAUGAGAUGGGCCUGGGAAAGACUUUGCAAUGCAUUUCUCUGAUAUACACUCUAAUGAAACAAGGACCAUACAGUCAACCGAUCUUGAAGAGGAUCCUCAUUGUGACUCCCAGCAGUCUGAUGGAAAACUGGGAUAGAGAAAUUAGCAAAUGGCUUAAAACGGAAAGAAUCUUCACCUUUAUCGUAAGUCCUACCAAUCCGUUGAAGAAAUAUGCUCAAUCUGCCCACAUUCCGAUACUAAUAAUCUCCUAUGAGCUACUGUCCAAACAAAUUAGAGAACUAGACUCGGUCAAGUUUGAUCUCAUGAUAUGUGAUGAAGGACAUCGGUUGAAAAACAGUGCCAUCAAAACUUCAUCGAUCUUGGAUGCAGUCGAAUGCCCUCGGAGAAUACUGCUCACGGGAACACCAAUCCAGAAUGAUCUCCAAGAGUUCUACUCCCUGAUUACCUUUGUGAAUCCAGGCCUUCUUGGCACCUACUCCGAAUUCAAAACGAAGUUUGAAAAUCCAAUUCUUCAGUCGCAACAACCAGGAGUACUUCCAAUGUUUGCAAAUCUUGGCAAAGCCAGACUAGAAGAGCUGAACAGUAUAACAUCUUCAUUCAUACUGCGCCGUACUCAGGAAGUCAUUAACAAAUACCUACCUGGGAAACAGGAAGCUGUCAUAUUCUGCCAUCCUUCCAAAUUGCAAGAGACACUUCUUCGAACUGCAAUCCAAUUCUACGAAAAAUCCGAUCGAAGCACAUAUUCCCCACUUCAAUUAAUCACCGUGUUGAAGAAAAUCUGCAAUCAUCCUUCCCUCAUCGCGUCAACUGAAAAAAUUGACGUUGGCGGUUCGCUUAUCAAGCUCCUGAACGAUAAUUUGCCCCCAUGGCAGGACAUGGGCCCAACAGAUUCCGGUAAACUGGCUGUUCUGGACUCUCUACUGGAAACACUGAUCCAACGUCAGGAAAAAGCUGUUAUCGUUUCAUACUACGGCAAAACGCUAGAUAUGAUCAUGGGACUCUGCGAACAUUACAACUACAAGUAUUGUCGCUUGGAUGGAUCAACGCCUUCCCAAGACCGCUGUAAGAUUGUUUCCAGCUUCAACAGUCCCUCCUCGGAUACGUUUAUUUUCCUACUAAGCGCCAAAGCAGGUGGAAUAGGUCUCAAUCUAACUGGUGCUUCUCGCUUAAUACUGUAUGAUAACGAUUGGAAUCCGGCAAGUGAUCUACAAGCCAUGUCUCGAAUCUGGCGUGAUGGACAAACACGAAACGUGUUCAUCUACCGACUAAUAACCGCUUUCUCCAUAGAGGAAAAAAUCUAUCAACGGCAGAUUUCGAAAACGUCUCUAAGCGGAACAGUCGUCGAUUUGAAACAGAACUUGAGCAAUCUAAAAUUUUCCGACGAGGAAUUGAAGGAUUUGUUCUUCUUUACCGAUGACAACGACGAUUGCCUCACCCAUCAGAUGUUGGGCUGUGGUUGUGGUGGCGUUGGUGGUGUUCCCGAGCCAACGGCAAGCUUAAACGAAAAAGAGAACGUAUGCUCACCGGAACGGAGCAAAUUUCAAAUCAGAACGGCCAAAGCAAAGGCGGGAAAAGCAAAACACUCACUGCAAAUGCAGGAACUGAUGCGAUGGGAACAUUACCGAAGUCCAGUGAGCGAACGUGUUUUGAAGGAAUUAUCGUUGGAUGCGUGCUCGGAGGAAAUAGUGUUCAUAUUUCGCAAUCAAGUCAACCAGCGGGAAAAGUAGCAGCUAUUCAA
Messenger RNA from Aedes aegypti (yellow fever mosquito), 2754 nucleotides. Its product is annotated as DNA repair and recombination protein RAD54B. The coding region runs from base 188 to 2743 and encodes 851 amino acids. Gene Ontology annotation, biological process: double-strand break repair via homologous recombination; reciprocal meiotic recombination. The record is from RefSeq and is a predicted model, not a curated record. NCBI's taxonomy places the organism in Eukaryota, Metazoa, Arthropoda, Insecta, Diptera, Culicidae. Gene Ontology annotation, cellular component: nucleus. The transcript is spliced from 3 exons. Gene Ontology annotation, molecular function: ATP binding; ATP-dependent chromatin remodeler activity; DNA translocase activity.